GGCCGCUCCUCGGCCGCGGCCUCGGAGGCCCCGGCGGGCCUCCGCGUCGCAGCGCGGAGGGGACCGCGGGCCGCCCGCAGGCGCAGAGUCGUCGAGCUGCGCCAGCACGCCUGGGCGGAGAUCGGCGAGGAGGACUUCAUGCUGCUCUCCGCGACGCCCCAGGGCCAGGGGCUUGUCCAGGACUGGGUGGCGCAGCUCGAAGCGGCCGCGGAGGAGGACGAGGAGCGUCUGGGCUGUUGUGGCGGCGAGGCGGGCGGCGAGCCGGGUCUGCCCUCGGCGUGA
Messenger RNA from Prorocentrum cordatum, 282 nucleotides. The record is from the annotation of a GenBank genome assembly. NCBI's taxonomy places the organism in Eukaryota, Dinophyceae, Prorocentrales, Prorocentraceae.